AUGCUCCCAUCUAGCGAACUCGGACGCCACAGUGAUUUGGGAACUCCGAGAAAGCGUGCCACGGGCGGUGGCAGCAGCUACUCGGGCAGCAGCACCAGCGGCACAGGCAGCGAUGCGUGCCGUUCGUCGAAGCCGUCUGGUUUGCGUCGCAGCACCAACGGCGGCUCUGCACAGAAGCGCAGGCUGCUCAUCCUCGGCGCCAUUGGCGGUGUCGUGGUCGCGGCCGUCCUGAUCGGCGUGCUGGCGUGGGCCAUCCCCAACGCGCGCAGCGGGUCGGCUGUCACUGCGCCUCCCGCCAGUGCGCCCGCCUCCGCAUCAGAUGCCGCAAAGCCGGCUGCCAAGGCGGCCGCCCUGCUGGACUCCGCCUACUGCAGCGGGCUGCCUGUGAUGGCUCAGAUGUACUGCAAUUCCUACUACAAGGCGCCCGGCAGCGGGCGCUUCUCCGCCGCGGCCAUGUGGCAGAAGAUGGAUGCCAUCACAUACAACUGUGCGGGCAUCAACAACGCAUGCCUGAUGGCGGACCUGAAGGCAGACAGGGUCGGUAGCGCCUGCCAGACGCUGGCGGAUGGGGAGAAGUGCCAGGGCGACGCCCAGUGCUCCGCCGGCCUCUGCGGAGGUGCGCGGCCACCACCGCCACCGCAGCCGCCGCGCCCCGCCGCACAUCCGGGAGCCACGGGGCUUGCGGGCCUGGCAGCCCUCAAGCUCGAGCAGGCCCCGGUGGUCGAGGCCAAACAGCAGGGAAUGAUAAAGGAGGACAAGAGCAGCGCCACGGGCGCCACGCCGGACGCGUCCGCCGCGGCCGCCAGCAUCGCCGCGCAGGGGCCGCCGGCGCCCAAGGCCGUGGUUAACGGCUGGGGCGAAUUCCAGGCGACGGUCAACGCCGACGCGCCCCUGAUGCGGGUGCCCGAGACGUUCCUGGCCACUAGCCACGAGUGGGACCGCAUCACCGACUACGCCGACAACAUCGACGCGUUUGCAGAGAUCUUCAAAGUGUUUGGCCCCAGCCCAAUCAUGCGCAUGGGCGGCGCCAGCCAGGACGCCAUGACUGAGGUCCCCAAGCAGGAGAUCUGGGAGGCCUUGGCCAAGAUCCAGAAGGCCUUCAACGCGCGCUUCUUGAUCGGCCUGCCCUUGUGGCGUCCGGACAGCGUGGUGAUGGCGCGCAAGAUGAUGCAGUUGGCGGAGCAGUACCUCCCCAAGGAGUCGCUGAUGGGCUUUGAGCUCGGGAACGAGCCCGAGUUCUGGCCGACCAGCGUCGGCGGCUACGAGUCCGCAGCCAACUCCAGCUUUGUGCCCGGCUUUGAGGCGUACGCCAACUACUUUUCCCGCACCGCGACGGCCCUGAACCCCUGCGGCCCCGGGCAGUCGCCCAAGCUGGCGGGGCCAGGAUGGGGCAACGUCAACACGAUCGACGCCGGGUGGAUGGCGAUGCAGGCCAAGGCGGCGGGGGCGCGCUGCUACAUGCGCGAGCUCAGCGUGCACUACUACCCCUACGUGAACAACGUCACCAUCGACUCCCGCAGCCUGCUGUCCCAGGACCUCCAGAACUUUGGCAUUGAGAAGUUCCAGUGGCUGCACGGCGUGGCCAAGGCCACCAACCUCAAGCUGCGCAUCUCGGAGACCAACUCCCUCUAUGGUGGCGGCCGCGCGGGCCUCAGCGACACCGUGGCCGGCACCAUGUGGUGCGCCGACGCCCUCUUUGCCUUCGCCAACGCCGGGGCCACCGGCUUCCACUUCCACUGGGGCUUCGGCGGCCGCCCCUACUACGGCGGCCAGCCCAACACGGGGGUGCAGACCAACUUCUUCCGGGACUCCCUCAAGCCCUACCCCUCGGUGCACGCCCCAUGGUACGGCUACCUGCUGUUCCGCACCGCCACCGCCGGCCUGGGCGGCGGCUUCAGCGACACGACGCUCGUCAACGUCAACACCAACGCCGGCAGCUGCGGCGCCAACGUCAAGGUGUGGGGCCUGCUGACCGACGAGGGCGGCGUGAGGGUGGCGCUGCUGAACAAGGACAUGUACACGCCGUGCAACGUGGCGGUCACCCUGGACAGCAUGUACUGCGGCAGUACGGCCGCGCUGCACCGCCUGAUGCCAGGCAAGAAGGGGAUGGACUCGAAGGACGGCAUCACGUGGCGCGGGCAGACGUACGACAACGCGGCGAACGGGAAGCUGCAGGGCAGCGCCAAGAGUGAGAGCCUGAGGCCCGUCGCCGCCGCGGGCGGCAAGUGCAGCGUGACGGUGCCUAUGCCCGUGGCCAGCGGCGCGGUGCUCGAGGUCGCGCGGGCGGCCAGCCGCUGA
Molecule: messenger RNA, 2298 nt
Organism: Monoraphidium neglectum
Lineage: Eukaryota; Viridiplantae; Chlorophyta; Chlorophyceae; Sphaeropleales; Selenastraceae
Exons: 7
Coding region: 1-2298 (765 amino acids)
Source: RefSeq, a predicted model, not a curated record